Messenger RNA from Heterobasidion irregulare TC 32-1, 900 nucleotides. RefSeq lists its product as uncharacterized. Lineage: Eukaryota; Fungi; Basidiomycota; Agaricomycetes; Russulales; Bondarzewiaceae. The record is from RefSeq and is a predicted model, not a curated record. Gene Ontology annotation, biological process: ubiquinone biosynthetic process. The transcript has 3 exons. The annotation marks the transcript as partial. Gene Ontology annotation, molecular function: 2-methoxy-6-polyprenyl-1,4-benzoquinol methyltransferase activity.
UCGACCGUCAACGAAGCCGAAAUCGCCCAUUUCUCUCGCCUCUCGUCGCUCUGGUGGGACGAGCGUGGCGAGUUCGGGCUCCUGCACAAGAUGAACCCCGCGCGGAUGCAGUUCAUACGGGAGAAGAUCCUCGAGAGCGCGCGGGAUGAAGGGGAAGCGGGCGAGGUGUGGGCCGAGAAAGCGGAGAGGGAUGGGAAGGUGCUGAGGGGGAUGGACGUGCUGGACGUGGGGUGUGGUGGGGGGAUCUUGUCUGAGGCUCUCACAAGGCUUGGGGCACACACAACAGCCAUCGAUGCGUCCGAGUCUAACAUCGCCAUCGCGUCGCUGCACGCAGCAGCCGACCCCUCGCUCUCUCCCCGCUCUGCAUCUACGACAGCGUGCGGCUCGCUCACGUACCGCCAUGCGCUCGCGGAGACCCUCGUGCAGGAGCCGAAGCGGUUCGACGUCGUGUGCUCGAUGGAGGUCCUCGAGCACGUCGACAACCCCGCCUCGUUCCUCAUGUCGUGCGCGGAGCUUGUCAAGCCCGGCGGCCACCUCUUCCUCUCCACCAUCGCCCGCACGCCCCUCUCCUACCUCCUCACCAUCCUCGCCGCCGAGCACCUCCUCCGGCUCGUCGAGCCCGGAACACACACGCACUCCAAAUUCGUAAACCCCGCCGAGCUCGUCGACUUCUUCCGCUCUCCGCUCUCCUCCUCUCUCCAGCACGAUGGCGGCGAACAGCAUGGCCAGAAAAUACGUCCUUGGAUCAGCCGCACGUACGAGCACGGGCGCCCUGCGAGGACGGAGGCGGAGGUGAGGGGCAUCGUGUACCUGCCGUGGAAAGGCGAGUGGAGUCUUGCGCCGAGGGUGGUGGGGGCUUGGGCAACAGAGUGUAAUUACCUCUUCUGGGUCCGAAAGCCC